AUGACGUCGCAUCACCACCGCUCCGGGCCGCUUAAGCAGACGAACAAGAAGCAUAAGACUGGUCGACAUGACUCCAAGACGCUGUUGGCGCGGCGUUCUGGUGGCAAGGUCGAAGGCCGUCGAUCGAGCGUACGCAGCACAGGCUCCAGCAUUGGCAGCAUGAGCUUGUCAGGCCAGAAGGCGGCCCGUCUGCAGCGCCAAAAGCACCUUCGCGACAACAAGCGCGAAGAACUGCUGCUGCAGCGCCGUUUUGGACUUGGAGGUUCUCUUGGCCCGCCCAAGAUCGUGGCCCUGGUGGCCCUCAGUGACAUGGCCAACCUGGCGGAAGUGCAGCAAAGCAUCUUGGAGGGCGCGGCUACCGUGGAGGAGCCGGCUCAGGACGCCAUCGGUCUCAAGAAUUGCACAGUCGGUGUCUUUAGCCAGCACAAGCAGAAACUCUGUGUCGUUGACUGCGGCUGCAACCUGCUCGUGGCCCUGGACGCGGCUAAGGUGGCCGACGUCGUGCUGUUCGUGCUGUCUGUGCACAACGGUGCGGACGGCGGACUGAGCGAGGAAGGUAUCAAGAUCGUUUCGGCUGUACGUGCGCAGGGCUUGCCGACCACGGUGGGCGUCAUUCAGGGACUGGAGAAGCACACGGCCAAGGGUCAGACCGAGCUCAAGAAGCUUGGCAACAAGUUCUUCGCCACGGAGUUCGGCGAGAGCGCCAAGGUGGCGCUGGCCAAUGUGCCCGGCCAGCUGUCUCGCGUGCUGAUCACGCUGUCGCCCAAGGUUAUUCACUGGCGCGAAGCACGCUCGUACAUGCUUGCCACAACAGCCACGUUUGUGCCGGGCUCUGAGGCGCAGAACGAUAAGGGAGAACAGGUCGGUGAGCUACAGGUGAACGGAUACUUGCGCGGUAAGCCGCUAUCAGUUAACCAGCUUAUCCACAUCACGGAUGUGGGUACGUUCCAGAUGAGCCGUAUAACACGAGCGGGUGCCCGUCAGGUGCAGCACGGCAAGAUGGACGCAGACAUGAACGCCAAGCCUCCUGUUGCCCCGACUGCUGCUGGCCAGGACGAAGUACUGGUGCUUGCUACGGCCGACCCUGAUCUACAGGAGGAUCUUCGUUUCGAAGCCGAGUACGACCCAUUCGCGUCGGAGCAGACGUGGCCAACGAACGAGGAGAUUGCUGAGGCUGAGGCCGAAGCCAAAAAGCAGCGCCAGGCGGAUACUGUGGCUAACAAGGGUGCGUCUAGCUACCAGGCUGCUUGGCUCGAUGGAGAUGACGAGGAGGACGAGAUGAAGGAUGAGGAAGAGGAGACAGACGCUGCAGUUAACCAAGACUUCUGCAAGACUGCCGAUGACGACGAGGAUGACGAUGACGACGACAUGUUCAUGGUUGACGACGACUACGUAGACCAGGCUCAGAAGCGCAAGGAUGAAGAGGAAAACAUGACGUUCCCAGACGAGGUGGACGUACCGGUGGACCAGCCUGCUCGUGUGCGUUUCGCCCGAUACCGCGGCAUGAAGUCGCUGCGUACGAGCGCUUGGGACCCGAAGGAGUCGCUUCCUUCGGACUACGCUCGUUUGUUCCAGUUUGCGGAUUUUGCAAUGGUGCAGCGUCUUGCUCUUGCGCGCGGCAAAGAUGCCGAGCGUGCCAUGAAGGACCAGCUGCGUCGCAAGUCCAAGACCCUGCAGACUCGCUCUCGUGCUUCGUCGAUGGCAAUGGAGGACGUGGAGGACUCGGCUUCCGUUGCGUUAUCCUAUCUUGGUAGCGAAGCUCUGCCCAACGAGUUCGGUGAGAUGGGAUACGUCCCGUCCGGUGUCUACGUGACUCUGCACCUUAAGGCGGUGCCGGUGGCUAAGCUGCAGGCUCGUAUUCAGGCUGGCCCUCUUGUCAUGGGUGCUCUACUGAAGCACGAGAACCGACUGAGUGUGCUCAACUUUUCAGUGCAGCGCGCUUCGUCGUUUGCUGGCGAGACACUCAAGUCCAAGGACGAACUGUCUUUCCACUGCGGCUUUCGACGAUUCUCGGGUAAGCCCGUUUUCAGUGACCAGAGCUUGAAGAGCGACCAGCAUCUCUUCCAGCGAUUCUUACCGCAGAGUGGCUGGAGUGUGGCCACUGUUUAUGGUCCCGUAACAUUCCAGCCUGCUUCGUUGCUGCUCUUUAAGCCUGAUGGUCAGCUUGUGGCGUCCGGCACGCUGAAGAAUGUGAACCCGGACCGCGUCGUGCUCAAGCGUGUGAUCGUCACGGGCACGCCGGUGAAGGUGAAGAAGCGCAAGGCCGUGGUUCGGUACAUGUUCCACUCGCCAGAGGACAUUCGGUGGUUUAAGCCGGUGGAGCUCGUGACCAAACACGGUCUCACCGGCCACAUCAAGGAGUCUCUCGGUACGCACGGCGACCUCAAGGCUGUCUUCAACAAGCCCAUCAAACAGCACGACACCGUGUGUCUCCACCUAUAUAAGCGCGUCUACCCCAAGUUCCCGACCAUGAACCCUCUGUCGAACUAG
Molecule: messenger RNA, 2490 nt
Organism: Phytophthora infestans T30-4
Lineage: Eukaryota; Oomycota; Peronosporomycetes; Peronosporales; Peronosporaceae
Product: pre-rRNA-processing protein TSR1
Exons: 1
Coding region: 1-2490 (829 amino acids)
Biological process (GO): maturation of SSU-rRNA from tricistronic rRNA transcript (SSU-rRNA, 5.8S rRNA, LSU-rRNA); endonucleolytic cleavage of tricistronic rRNA transcript (SSU-rRNA, 5.8S rRNA, LSU-rRNA); ribosome biogenesis
Cellular component (GO): nucleus; preribosome, small subunit precursor
Molecular function (GO): GTPase activity; U3 snoRNA binding; GTP binding
Source: RefSeq, a predicted model, not a curated record